CCAGUUGCUGUGUUCUCUUGAGUGUACGUACGCACAGAUAUCUGGCAUGUCUGGACUUGGAAAUCAACAUUUUGCCCAGUGAUACAUGAGACGAAAGACUUGAGGGAGAGCGACUUUUUGAAUAGGGGGAAAGAAAAGAAUACAAGCAGGCAGGCUUCCUGCUGAAGUUCAGGGAAUAGUCAAGGAGAAGCUGUGUUUUACUGUCCAAAGAGUCUGCAUGGAACCGAACCAACUUGGCACUAAGAGUUGAGAACCCCCUUGAAAGCCUCUGUACUGAUACAUCCACAUUCGUUCUGAUCUGACGGCUCUGUUGCUUUCAGCUUCACCAGGAUUUUUUUUUCAAUUCAGGGUAGAAUGGUAGAAGAAGGUGCAAGUCGGGGGGAUCGGGCUCCCUGUGGUGGUAGGCCACAAGGGCCCCCACGCCCUCCAUCCUCCCCACGUCAUGGCAUUUCGGUGGUGGGCAAAGCAGUCUGGAGCGUGGCACGAGCAGGGAAAGGCUGGCAUUUCGAGCGAGCUGUUGGUGUGGACUGCAGUUUGCCCGAACCUCGUUGCAUCUGGUUGACAAGUGUGCGAAACGACAACACUGAAUGGUGGGAGAGGCGGUGGCGCCGUGCUGGGGCAGUGAUGGCUCGGCAGAAGUGCCGUGCACGACCCAAGAUGGACAGGAAUCUCACGGUGAGACCAAAGCUGGGCCAGAGAGAUGGUACAGCCACAAAUGCCAAUGCGGCCCCUGUGGAAUCCUUCCCCUGGGUGGGGCCGAAGACGGUGGUGCUGCACAAGAACACACAGGGGGGUUAUGGAUUCACCCUCCGCCAUUUCAUUGUCUACCCCCCAGAGUCAGCAGUUCAUUCCAACAUGAAGGAAGAAGAAAAUGGAAACAGAACAGCUCCAUCACGGAACCGCCUGGAACCCAUGGACACCAUAUUUGUGAAAAGUGUGAAGGAAGAUGGGCCAGCACACCAGGCUGGCCUCCGGACAGGAGACCGGCUUGUCAAAGUGAAUGGUGAAAGCAUAAUUGGGAAAACCUAUUCACAGGUGAUUGGCCUCAUUCAGAACUGUGAAGAUGCUUUGGAACUCUCCAUCAUGCCCAAAGAUGAGGAUAUUCUCCAGUUGGCAUAUUCUCAAGAUGCUUAUUUAAAGGGCAACGAACCCUACUCUGGAGGGGCUCAGAGUAUCCCUGAGCCACCUCCUAUAUGUUAUCCUCGUAAAACUUACCCGUUCCAGUCAAGGCCUUCCCCUCGGGAUGUUUCAGCAGCUGAGACGUACCAGGGACAUCAGGUGGACAACAGACAGCCAUACCAUUCAGGGUCCUCAGGCCCGUCUUCUCCCUUGAACAGCACUACAGUUCACAGAACGCCUCCGAGUGCCUGGACUGAGUCCACACAGAACUUCAGUAGCAGCCAUUCCAGCCCUGCCCACCGCACAGAGGAAGUCCAAUAUGGAGUGACUCACAGGGUGCCUGUCCCAAGACCCCUCCCAGUUUCUGGCUCUUUCUCCCGCUACUCCAAUAGCAGUUGCCCAGGUUCUAUAGCCUCCCCGUUGCCUGAGAGGUACUGUGCUCCUCCAGCUCCCUCUAUGCCCAACCACGCCUGCUACGGGCCGCCCAAACAUCUCCCUGACCAUCUUCCUCAUGGUGGGUUGAAAGACAGUCCCAGAGAGGGCCGGCCCUCCCGGGACUGUGUCACUGCUGGCCCAAAAUCUGUCAGCCGUCUAGAAUGCCAACAGGCCUUGUCGAACUGGAUUUCGAGCCAAGUGCCAAGGCGAAGCUCAUCAGAGGAGCGCCACUGUGCCAUGCCGCCACGCUACCGGAGUGUCUCGCAAGACCACCUGGGGGAUGCCCCGGCCCCCCGGGGUUGGCCUCACAGUGCUUCCCAAGACACUUUAAUCCAGUCCCCUGCCCAUGAAGGCUGGAGUUACCGGGCCAGAUCGGAUAACUACCUGGUGAAAUAUGGGCGAUCCUUGGAAGCUCUUGAACAGGGUGCCUUGGUUUCUCCUAGAUAUGAGAGGUGUAUGUGGCCACCGGACAGGUUUUACCGGCAUGGGCAAAUUAACCGAGCCCAACCUAAUCAGCCAAGUUCUUAUAUUCCUUCUGCCUCUUCCAGGGAUCCACCCCCUGUGCAUGUGCAAAAACACCCUUCCCAGCCCAACCUCCAGAGCAUCGAUGACUCUGGGUAUAUUGGAUACCGGAGCUACAGCCCUUCAUUCCAGCGCCGGACUGGCUUGCUCCAUGCCCUCUCUUUUCGGGAUGCUGCUUUUGGUGACCUUCCAACAUUUAAUCUUUCUCAAAGGCAAGCAAAUAACUCAACGCCACCUUAUAUUGAGAGGCCUUUGUCUACUGCUGUGCUCCCAAAUGCCCCUGCUCUUUGCUCAGAUACUCCCGCUGGCAGUAGCUCAGAGACCUCAAUGGACCAAAGACCAGCUAAACAGGAGAAUGAUACAAGGCCUGUUCAGUGGGUUUCACCAUCUCAGGCUACAGAACGACUGCAGCCUGAGGCUGAGGAUAAGAGGGAUGAGGUGGUUCUCCGACAGAAGCCCCCAACAGGACGCAAAAUGCCUCCUCCCACAAGGCAGAUGAAUUUUGUCUUCCCGGAUAACAUGAAGGAAACAGACAUUUGUGAUCCACCUCCUCCAGUGCUGGCAGCUGGUAAAGAGAACAAGCAGGGAGUAGCCCCUUUGGCUACGCCAGAAGAUUCACUUGCGUCUAUCCCAUUUAUUGAUGAGCCCACAAGCCCCAGCAUUGACCUGAAGGCAAAGCACAUCCCUGCCUCCUCCGUCGUUUCCAGUGCCAUGAAUUCUGCCCCUGUGCUAUCAGCUAGCCCCUCCUCACCCACUUUCACCUUUGCCAUCAACCGCCAUUACUCCCAGGAUUGCAGCAACAUCAAAGCAAGUCGCCGGUCUUCCUACCUCUUAGCCAUAACAACAGAACGCUCCAAGUCAUGUGAUGAUGGUCUAAACACAUUUCGGGAUGAGGGAAAGCUUCUGAGGAGGUUGCCAAGUCGUGUGCCAAGCCUCCGCAUGUUAAGAAGCUUCUUCACUGAUGGGUCUCUGGAUAGCCUGGGCACCUCUGAAGACACCCGAUCAAAGAGGCAUUCAACCUCUGACCUGUCAGAUGUUACUUUCAGUGAUGUGAGGAAAGAAGGCUGGCUGCACUACAAACAGAUCCUCACCAAGAAAGGCAAGAAAGUUGGCGGAGGCAUCCGGCAGUGGAAGCGGGCCUUUGCUGUUUUGCGUGCCCACUUGCUCUACUUGUGUAAGGACCGGCGGGAGGCCGUGGCCUUGGCCCCGCCCCCAGGUGAGGAGGAGCAGCCACCAAUCAGCAUCCGAGCGUGCCUGGUAGACAUCUCCUACAGUGACACCAAGAGGAAGCACGUCUUCCGGCUGACGACCGCUGACUUCUGUGAAUGUCUCUUUCAGGCCGAGGACCGGGAUGACAUGCUGGCCUGGAUUAAAGCCAUCAGGGAGAGUAGCAAAGCCGAGGGCGAGGACCCUGGGUUUGCAAGCCAAGCACUGAUCAAUAAGAAAUUAAACGAUUACCGAAAAGUGAGUUCCUCUGGGACCAAACCAGACUCAUCCCCAAAAGGUCUUCGUGUACCAGGGGUGAAGUCAGAAUUGCAGAAGCAAAUAGGAACAGGCCCACCCCGCUCUCCACGGCAGGAUGCAGUAACACUAAGAGAUGACAGUCUCCCUCAGAAAGCUCCCUGGGGUAUCAACAUAAUGAAGAAGAACAAGAAGCCUCCUCCAAGAGCCUUUGGUGUGAGGCUAGAAGACUGCCAGCCGGCUCCUGACAACAAGAAAAUCCCCCUGAUUGUGGAAGCCUGUUGCAAGGUGGUGGAAGACAAGGGCUUGGAAUAUAUGGGCAUCUAUCGGGUCCCUGGGAACAAUGCUGUGGUGUCCAGCCUGCAGGAACACCUCAACAAAGGAUCCACAGAAAUCAAUUUGCAGGACGAGAGGUGGCAAGACCUGAAUGUCAUCAGUAGCCUCUUGAAGUCCUUCUUCCGAAAGCUCCCAGAACCGCUGUUUACAGAUGAUAAAUACAAUGACUUUAUUGAAGCCAACCGGAUUGAGGAUCCCAGCGAAAGGAUGAAGACUUUGCGCAAACUGAUCCGGGAUUUGCCAGGCCAUUAUUAUGAGACACUGAAGUUUCUGGUGGGACAUCUCAAGACAAUUGCAGAUCAUUCCGAAAAGAAUAAGAUGGAACCCCGGAAUCUUGCUUUGGUGUUUGGUCCCACCCUUGUCAGAACAUCGGAGGACAACAUGACAGACAUGGUGACCCAUAUGCCUGACCGCUACAAAAUCGUGGAAACCCUCAUACAGCAUUCAGACUGGUUUUUCAGUGACAAGGAGGAUAAAGGUGAAAAGACACCUGUAGAUGAUCAGGAGAGCCAAUCAGUGCCAAAUAUUGAAUACCUUCUGCCCAACAUUGGGAGGACAACUGCACUGGGAGAUACUUCAGAUUCGACCAACAGUGGCUCAGCUAAAUCAAAGGCUUCAUGGGGCUCACGGAAGGAGCACUACCACAAGGAGAUGCUUGCCAUCUCCUUCAUCUCAGCCGUCAACCGCAAGAGAAAGAAGCGGAGAGAGGCCAAGCGUUUCGGGAGCAGCACGGAUGAUGACUCUGAGCAUGAGUCAGCUGCCAAGAGAGACGAGGAGGCAGACGAAGAGGAGGGAAAAGAGGCUGAGGGGCUCAGGAGCAGCAGCAGCAGGGGCCCAAUGCCUGAUGCGCAGAGUGGUCCACAGUACCCUGUAAAAUUGGAAGCUGAGCUGGAAGAGAACAAGGCGGCAACAUCCCGGGGAAGCCCAGAACUGGCACAAGAUGCUCGCUCCAUUGUGUCAGGUUACUCCACUUUAUCCACCAUUGAUCGCAGCCUGUGCUCUGAAGUGCAGUCGGUAGCAGAGAGUCGUGGGGAGGAGGCAGAUGAUGAGCGGAGUGAAUUUAGCCAUGUGGAGACGGACACGGAGAAUGGUUUUGUACCAGGGCAAGCUGGGACAGCAGUGGUGGGGGAAGGUGGAGCAACAGCAUCCGACAAAGCCUCCCACAGCCGAGCCUCCUUCAGCUCUCACCGCCUCAUGCAGUGCGACUCCCUAGCACGCCGCAAGCUUUCACGGCCGCGCCGCAACAGUGAGGCUGCCUCCUCCAAGAGCAGCACUGAGGUCCCGAGCUCCAGUUCACCAGGCAGCCAGGAGUCACUGCAGCCCACGGAGGCCCCCACUCGGCCUUCCCUCACGGAACAGCUGCGCCUCCGCCUCCGCGGCUCAGCUGAUGACAUGCUGGCUGUGCGCCUGCGCAAGCCACACUCACCUGAGACACGGCGCAAGAAGAACAGCUGGCGGCGCCAUACUGUGGUGGUACCUGGUGGACUCAAGGACCUCAACUACAAUGAGUGGAAGGAGCAGAACGCUUUGGGAGCUACCGAGGCCUGCCCGCUAGACUCCUCGAGCAGGGAUCCCCUGAGGGACAACAAGGACUCCGGGCUCAGCAGCCUGGAGUCCACCAAAGCUCGGCCUUCCUUGUCCAUGCUGGGGAGCGUGGCCACUCCGGGCCAACAGGGAAGUGGUGAGCACCAGCAGCACAAGGGCAGCUCUGAGGGGCGCUCAGCUCCCCGCCGUGCAGCCUCUUUACGCUUCCACCAGUGUCUCUAGGAAGUCCGCUGCAGAAGCUCCUGUUAGAUGGCUGAGAAGCAGACUUGACCUGAGAAUGGGGGUGGGCAGCCAUGGUUGCAGCCCCCCUUGCACUUGAUUUCCCCACUCUUGGUCUUGCCUUGCCUUCUUUGAUACCUCAAUAUUCAAUGGAGCAAGAGUCUUCCCCCUCCCCCACUCAGACUUGCUUUCAGAUCCCCUCCCCCUGGUAUUAAUUUAAUGAUACACCUAUUUUGUGACUUGUGGAUUUAUUUAUUCCCCUCCUCCCUCCUCCCCCCAGGGUGGCAGUUGAAGAAAAGAAAGCUGGGGAAGGUGCAACAUAGAGAGGGCUGUUCUACUAGUCCAUAAGAAGGUCUUAGCUUGGUUUGUCACUGGGAGGUUACUAGCCCCAUUCCUAUUUCAAAGUGCUAGUCUGCAGGUGAAUUUUGGAACAUGUUUUUGGAGGUGGCGGCAAACAUAGAGUAGCAGAAACCAAAACUGCUCCAGGUUAUUCAGAAUGAGUUUAUUACCCAUCAUUGUCUCCUUUUUAUCAGCCCACGUUGCCUCUUCUUUGUAUAACUGAAGAAUAGGUUCGUGUUGGAGAAAGUAGCUACUUGUGGAUGCAAGCUUAUGUUUUCUAUUUGACCACCACCAAAGCUCAGUUACCAGUCAAGUCCCUUUUCUAUACCAGUCUGUCUGGGCCUCCACCUUUCUUCCAUCCUUUCCUCUCACUGAUAUCUAAUAGGUAGCCAGUGGUAUUGCUAUUGAGGGGCUUUGAAUGGGUCCCACAGAACAUGCACUGUCCCUUUGUGCCUUUCCCACCUACCUUAGUUCAGUCUUUGCAAGGUUCCUACAAAGAAGGCUGCAUCCUCUUUAGUUUCAAUACAUGUUCAUGGGUCUUGUGGGUGUGGUACGGACUCCACCCAUGCAUUUCGAGUUGCCCAUGGAUGCUAUCCCGCAUGAACAACCAACACUACAAAGCUAUAAUGUUCCCUUGAAGCACAUGGCAUUCACCAUGCUUAAUAGGCAUCACUGUUCUGAGAAAUCAAACCACAAAGAGUCCUGUGGUAUCUUAAAAUUUAACCAAUUUACUGAGGCAUAAACUCUGACCAAUGAAAGCAAAAUGAUACAGUAAAUCUUCUAGCCUUUAAAGUGCCACAAAACACUUCACUUUUGCUGUGACAGACUAUCCCUAUAGGAUGCUGUUUUUCAAACUGCUCUUGGCAAAAAUAAAAAUACCAUUUGUUUAAAACUUGGGUGCUCCACUGGGAUUAAAACCAUCUUUCCUGUCUUGCCCAUCUGUGGGUUCCAAACCUUAAUUAGAACACACAGUCAAACUCCCCAAUCAUUAGUAAACCUUUCUAAAACGUUUUGUUCAUCUGCUCUGUAUUUGAAAGGUAACAUCUCCAGGUAGCCAAAUAUGCUCUGCAUCUUUUGUCUUAUAGCACUUUAUCUGUCCAUGUGUUGCUUCACAGAUUGAUCAUCCAAAUUCUCUUCUGUGUUCUGUGUACAGUGCAGAGAUGCAGUGUCUGGAGUACAGAUCAGCAAAUGGAAAUUCAGCUCUCUCUAACUUUCGGUGCUAAAAAGGAUGUGUGAGGUAAACCACUCCUUCUGCCUAAGGCCAGAAUGUAACACAUGUAGCAUCAUUCCUUGCCAUGUAGGCUGUGCCACCCAUACUCAACCCAAUAAUUAUCAUCCGCAGUGCAGAAGGUGAGGUAUGGCCAUUGCAACGUUUGUAGUUAGAAAUGUGGGAACCAUUAAAAUGCAGUGAACCAGCAGUUCUGGUUGCUUUUCUCCAAUGCCCUAUGCAGAUACACCAUAACGUAGUGGAAAACAUUUCUGAACUUUGCUUUGACAAUUCCCACAGUAACAUUUGUCAGGAUUCCAUGUAUGCCUUUGUUCCAGCAGUGGCUGAAAAGCCAAAGCACACCAGUUCUUGUAAUAUGCAGUUGACCUCCAGAACACAUAUGCAAACACAUUAGGAAGUACACUUUGAAUCUUGCUGGUGCUACAUUUAUUUUUAACAGUGUCUUCCCCUUGGAUUAUUCUGUAUGAUGGACAGAAGUAAACCAAGGGGCCACUCAUUUCUGUGAUGUAGUUCAGGAUAGAGCUCUUACAUUUGCCACCCAUAAAUGAGAGACUGCUUCCAUUUGUUUUCAUCUUGUGGGCAUAACAUGUUCCCACUACUUCUUGUCUUUGUAGAAUUUCAUGUGUUCGUAACAGUGGAUAGAAAAAUUGGAGUGCUUUUGAAGCAAAUAAAUAUAGGAGACACCUUUUAAAAUACAUGAAAACUAUUAUGGAGUGCAUGAGAUGCUGCUGUCCCCACUGUGCCUCUUUGCAGAAGUAUCAUCACUUUGGAAGAAGCUACAUGAUAAUCCUGAAGAAAGAAAUUUCACUGUGAGAUGGUUUUCCCCUGUUUCUCCCACAUGGUGACUCUUUCUUCAAAAAGUCAACUAUUAACCACAUGUGAGCAGUUUCUGUAGUUUUCUAGGGAAUUGGUCUAAAUCCUUGGUUAGGAAUUUUGCUGGGUGACUCUGGUCAAAUUGUUUUUCAUGGGGUGGUUAGGAAGCCAAACCGCCCCUUUGAGCACCCGAAAGAACAGAUAAAAUGUAGUGAAUUUCACUGCUUGAAGCAUUUAGCAAGGCUUUAUUACCGGAGGAUGAAAAGGAACCAUCAUCUUUAUUUGACAUUUCCUUCACCAAAACAGCAAAUAAUGUCUGCUGGCAGUCGUAGUUUUGCUAUCUUUCUAUGUCAGAAGAAACUGAGGGACUCUGAAGCCCUCUAUUAAAUCUGUAUCCCACUUUCUGCUAAGUUCAGAGUAAGUAUGCUUCACAGUUUUUCUUACAAUAUUGGUGUAAGAUAGGUUAGGCUGAAACAUAGUAGCCUGGUUCAGACUGUCUUCCUAGACUAAAUGAACUGUGGUUUAUGAACAAGCAUCACAUACUGGUUGCAAUACUUCUAUAUCUGGCUUAGAUUUAGCAAGCUCUCUCCCUGCUCAAAAUGUGUACAUGAGCUGUUGCCUCUGCUUGUGCAGGGUGGAGAAAUAGGAAAUGUACUGCGUCAUAAUGGGAAAACUGUAACCAUACCAUCUGUGUGCUUGCCUGUUGAACCCGGUGUUAAGAUGCUGACAGUGGGCAAUUUCAAGGACCCUGCUCUCCCUGCUGAAAAUGGCCUCAGAUGGGGGAAAACCCUAAAAAAGAAAAUGGUCUUCUGUAAAGCAGUCCCACGGCCACCCUAGUUCUUGCCCCAAGCACUGAAUUCAAGAACAGGGAAACUGUGUUUGUCUCACAUGAGAAGAGAUUCUCCUCACUCAUUACUGUGUCAUCCUCGUCUGGCAAUAGUUGCGGUGUUGGCCUCACCCUCAACAAGUAGUAAAUGCAAAGAAAGUAGAAAUAAUAUUAAAGGUAAACAGUAUACAUAAAGUUUCCACCUUCAAAAAGCUCAUGAGGUUCCUCUGCCUGAGGAAAACUUAUGUGGAACUUGAAAACUACCAUAGUUCUGAGUUUGUGAGUUGGUUGGCCCUUUCUGGCAGUUAGGAGUGAGGAAUGCCCCACCCAUGUACCCACUGAUGGUCCCACACUCACGAUCAGAAAGGAUCUGCGGGAGUGUGUUUUGUAAGGCAAAUCCCAAAAAGGACAGAGGAGUUGUAAACUUUGUUCAUGUAGUUCGGGACAUCAAAUUAAUAUUUAACUACAAAACUUUUAAAUGUCUCAAAAUUGCCUAUGGUUGUGCUAGUCAAAUUAGCAAACAAUGUGCUACAGUCUACACUCCACACCUUCUAGUAUACGUUUUGCAGUCUUUCUAUUGAAGGAGUGUCUAGAUAGGUGAAGGUGUAGAAUUUAAAACUGAGCAAAACUAUUUGCUACUGUUAUGCAUUGUAUCCUUUUAUGCAAAUAUUUGCUGUAAAGUUUUAUUUUUCGCAUUAUGUAAAUACCCUUUCAAUGUGUAACAUAUGAUAAAAGAGUUUAUAAGGAUUUUUUUAAAAAGACUUUGUUUUGUUCUUUUUAAAAACUGAGAUUAUGCAACAGUGCUGUUGUUUUUUUUAAACAAAAACCCUGCCUGCAUGGUUUCUCUUUCUUGCCCCUUUAUUGUGUUGUACAUCUGUCUUGCUCGCGUGCUCUUUCACCCUCUCACUCUCUCUUUCACACUCUCGCUCUCUCUUUCACUCUCUCUUUCGCUCUAAGUAACAAAAUCCAAACUCUGCCUUGAAAAUAGCCUCAGAACUGCAGUUUCAUAUAUAAAUAUAUAUAUACAGGAAAUAAACUGGCUUAUUCAGAGAA
Varanus komodoensis (Komodo dragon) is the source of this 9896-nucleotide messenger RNA. RefSeq names its product Rho GTPase activating protein 23 (gene ARHGAP23). The transcript has 24 exons. NCBI's taxonomy places the organism in Eukaryota, Metazoa, Chordata, Lepidosauria, Squamata, Varanidae. The coding region runs from base 355 to 5640 and encodes 1761 amino acids. The record is from RefSeq and is a predicted model, not a curated record. Gene Ontology annotation, molecular function: protein binding. Gene Ontology annotation, biological process: signal transduction.